GCUAAUCCAGGGUUGAAUAGAGCCCGCCGCAGUUGAGGACCCCUCCAGAGAGCCCUCCAGAGGCCUCUGCGCAAAAUGUAGAUCUGGCAUGGUCUGGCAUAUUUAAGAGACGUAUAUAUGAGGGCUCGCUCGUGGAAUACAAACGUCCCCCAUCCGGUCGUUCAUCCAUGCAUGCGAACUUGAUCAACCGUAAAUCGUACACGCUUGGCAACGCUUUAGGACCGGGACAGAAUCCCAUCACAUUGGUACCUACCAAUUCACAGUGCGUUGAGACGGGUAACCCAGGAGGCUUGGUCGACUCAUCACAUGGCAUUGUCGAGUACUACCCGAGCCCAGUUAGUACGGCAUGUACCCAAGCUCCUAGUACCCAUGCUAGUAGUUUCAAUUCCGGAGAGCAGCUUGAACAGCAUUCUAACACGUCGUACAUGGUUGGCGGCAUCUCUAGAGAUGUAGCGUGGGGACCAUCGCAAAAAUGUGUCGCUACUGCUCAAAAUUUGGUACAGGAAGUGAACAGCAGGCACAAGGCAAACCCUGAUACAAGGUGCCCAAGUCAUGCAAAGAUUUAUGCCAAGUGCCCGCGAAUGCGCUGCCUCCGUGUUUCUGCAAACGGGACUCCGUGUUUGCGGAUGAUCACCUGUGCCACUGUCUCAGAGCACUUCGCUAGUCACGGUGUCAAGGGGAAGUCCCGCAGGGAAGAUAUUCCUUGCAAUUGGAUGAGGUGUCUCAAACUUCUUAAACGUCACAAUUUUGUGCGUCACAUCCGCGAGAAGCACCUCGGACACAUGAGGGGAUCGCCCUUACACAGCUUCCCUAAAGACGUAGGACAAAUGAGUCUGCCGAUCUUGGAUGUGAAUAGCAUCAACAGACAACACGUCGAAUCUGGCGCUCGUGUAUUCCCUUUAGAGGGAAAUUAAAGCUAUGGUUAAUCGUGUGCUGGUCAACGCGAUCUACAAGCUGCAGGUUCAGUACGAUGAAAUACUUAGGAUUCUGAUAGUGCUCCUUGCUCGAUGGAAGUUAGAUCGUGCCUAUAAACCAAUGUCUGUAGAGGUUCACAAUGCACAUUUUAAAUCGCGC
Pisolithus orientalis is the source of this 1074-nucleotide messenger RNA. RefSeq lists its product as uncharacterized. The transcript is spliced from 8 exons. Lineage: Eukaryota; Fungi; Basidiomycota; Agaricomycetes; Boletales; Pisolithaceae. The record is from RefSeq and is a predicted model, not a curated record. Bases 168 to 914 code for a protein of 248 amino acids.